CUGAUCCUGAAAAAAGAUUAGAUAUCUAUGUAGAUGGUGAAUGGGUUGGAUUCUAUUGCAUUCAAAAUGUUAAAACACAAAAAGUCAUCUUUAAUAAUGGACCAUUUUAUGUUGGAAGAAGUACUACCCAUCAUAUUGGGUUUAGUGGUGAAAUCUGCAAUGUACGUUACUUCAAUUGGCGUUUAUCUGCUGAGGAAGUAAAGGAAGAUUUUUUUAUGUUUAACCUUUUUUUAUUAAAAAAGGAUGAAUUUCAAAAAAAACCAAUUGUAUACGGAUCGAGAAUUGCUCUUGUACAUGUAUCUACUAGAAAAUAUUUAUCUACUAAAAAAAUCCAAUAUGACUUGGGCCCAGAUAAUCAACAAUAUAUGGUUAUUUGUAAUAGACCAGAAAGAGAUUUGGAAAAUGAUGUUUGGACCAUUAUUGGAGCCAAUGGUACAAGCAUAAGUGAAGGAACUCCUGUGUCUCUUAAUACUAUUAUUGGAUUUAAACAUCAAGCAAUAGGACAUAAUUUACAUUCUCAUGAUACGAGCUAUGACAAAGUUACACCAAUAUCAAAGCAGCAACAAGUGACCAUGUGUUCACAUGUAAAUAUUGACGAUGAUUGGCUUAUUCGACGUUAUAAUACAAAUACAACUUCUUAUGAUGACACUGGUCAUUUAAUGGAUGGUGAUAACAUCAGUCUUUUUCACAUUAGCACUAAUAAACCAGCACUUUGCAGUCAUACCAUCCUAUUAGGCGAUGGAUCACAAGAAGUUUUUUGUUGCCAUGGAGAUGGAAGUGAUAGAAAUAAUAAGUGGCGUAUCGAAUUAAUUGACUGAUACUAAAAUGA
Messenger RNA from Rhizophagus irregularis DAOM 181602=DAOM 197198, 829 nucleotides. Lineage: Eukaryota; Fungi; Glomeromycota; Glomeromycetes; Glomerales; Glomeraceae. The record is from RefSeq and is a predicted model, not a curated record.